AUGGCGGCAGUCACUCAGCCAAUCUCUCCGGCUUCGAGGCAGCCGUUCGCUGUGUUGAGCGACACGCGCCUUCGAGCCGUGGAGAGCGCGAAAAACCACCAAAAUGGACUACGGUCCUCCUCUCUCAAGCGUCCACUUGACGUUUCUGAUCUCUCGGAUGCCGAAAACGUGGACCCGGCAUCUAUGGAAUCUCCAACCAAACGGUCAAAGCUCCAGUUAAGCAGUGGAAUGCCCAAAUCAAAGGCUCAGUCUGCCCGCCAGCCGUCAUCUAUCACUGCAGAAAAUACGGCUAGGUCGCUCGUGUCCACCCCAGUCCUUCCACGUGCUCUAGCUACAUCGACUCCGCGGUCGGCUCCAUUGCGUGCUGCGGCCGGCCGUUCUCCAAGGUCUAAAGUUGCAAAGACGUUUGCUCGUCGAAGCGCUGGGUUUUGUCGCGUGGAUCCGCGAUCGUUUUCAAAGCGUCAUGCAGGCCGUGCUCCCUUUUCCAUCUCAGAUGCCCUUGCCGGCACAUUCAGUUUAACCUCUUUCAACGCCGAAAAAUCCAAGUCGGGCAGUGGCAGUAGCCGCCGGAAAGCCUGGGAUUUUGAAAUACACGUUGACAGCGAGCAAGAUGAGAUGGCGAACUUGAUGGAGCAUGGAACUUGCAUGCUCGACAUUAGCGACGACGAGUCCAAGGGAAAAGAUCUGGAGCGGGAGAAAGAAAACAUCCCACCGCCUGAUUUUGCUUCUCAAGUGACUCCUCUUGGAAUGCCCUCGCGUGCCUUCUCAAGUCCCGACGAAAUGACAGAUGGACCCCGUUCUCCUCUUGGUGAACUUGACCCUAAAGACUUUAUUCCCGAGGGAGAAGAUGCUUCCACUUCUGUGAUACAGAUUCUUGAGGACGAGGAAGACGAUCUCAAUCCUUCCGGCACUUCAUCGACUAGCUCCGAGGCACCCCCGGCUCGCAGAGUUAGUUCAACUCCACAACAAGCAGCUUUACUAAAACAGGCAGUUAUCUCUUCCCUCAUCAAAAGCACCACUCCUGUUACCUCUUCUAGCAAGAUGCCGAAUACGCCUCAGGAAUCGGCAUCAUCGGCCGUAGAGACUGAAACUGAGGAAACCGCUAGCCCGGCUGGUAAAACUGCUGAAAGCGAUGGUAGCCCCAGCAGAACUGGCCCGCCUGUAGCACCUAGUACAACCUAG
Uncinocarpus reesii 1704 is the source of this 1182-nucleotide messenger RNA. RefSeq lists its product as uncharacterized. The record is from RefSeq and is a predicted model, not a curated record. Bases 1 to 1182 code for a protein of 393 amino acids. The transcript is spliced from 2 exons. NCBI's taxonomy places the organism in Eukaryota, Fungi, Ascomycota, Eurotiomycetes, Onygenales, Onygenaceae.